AGUCUAAGUGGAUCGGACUCUGGCUGCUACGGAUGCUGUAGUCACGUGCUGGACGCGUCUGUGGCGAGACCUUGCGUUCAGCCCCGGACCGCCGCUCUGUUUACGACCGUCAUCUUCUGGCUGUCGCCCACCUUCCCCUCACGUCGACACGGCUCUCGAUGCGGCUUGCAUAUGCGACGGCUUGCAGAGGACUCGACGCGAUGUGCUCGCGGUGUGGGAAUGGUCAUGUGGGUGUUAUGUUGCGGUGUUCUCGUGUAUGGUGGUGUCGGCCGCGGUGACGAAGCUGCGUGAUGCACUUACGGGAUCGGAAGAGUGUUGAGCGGGAGGGGUACGAUCCACCUCCGUCCCAAAUUAAAACCAGCGCCGUCCAUCUCCCAACACAAUCUCUGCCAGUCUCUGCAGCCAGCCAGCAAUGCCGAUACCAAUAACCACCUGCGAGUACCGUCUCCCCGAGCCGGACGGCUUCGACAGUUCGACGCUCAAGGAGGCUGCCAUCCACACACCAGAGGCGACCGAAGUCCUUGUCAAAGUUCACGCCGUCUCUCUCCAGUUCCGUGACCUUAUUGUUGCAAGGAGCCAGUACCUCGGACAGAAGGACAAUGCCAUUCCCGGCUCUGACCUGGCUGGGGAGAUCCUCGCCGUUGGCGCGGACAUCAAGGGCUGGGCCGUCGGCGACAAGGUCUCCGCCAACUUUGCUACCGACCACAUCCAAGGCAGCGUCACUGACGAGAUCAAGCGCACCGGCCUCGGUGGACCCAUCGACGGCGUCCUCACCGAAUACAAGAUCCUGCCUGCGCACUCACUCGUGAAGAUUCCGGACGGCUGGUCAUACAUCGAGGCAUCCACUCUCCCUUGUGCCGCAGUGACUGCAUACAACGCCCUCCUCGGCACGAACCCGCUCAAGGCCGGCGACAGCGUUCUCGUUCUCGGCACUGGCGGCGUCUCCAUCUUCGCCCUCCAGAUUGCCGUUGCGAGCGGGGCGACCGUCAUCGCGACGUCCUCCUCCGGCCAUAAGCUCGAGGUCGCGAAGAAGCUUGGCGCAAAGCAUGUCAUCAACUACAAGAAGACGCCCGACUGGGAGCAGGAGGUUCUUCGCAUCACGGGCGGGCGCGGUGUGGACCAUGUCAUCGAGGUCGGCGGUCCGGGCACGAUCAACAAGUCGAUAGCGAGCACGCGCUACGCGGGCACGGUGGAUGUCAUCGGCUUCGUUGCGGGGGCCGGCGACUUGCCGAACCUCCGUGAUCUCGUCCUCAAGACCGUGCUCGUCCGCGGCAUCCUCAUCGGCUCUCGCACACAGUUCGAAGACCUCGUCCGGCUAGUCGACGCAACGGGUGUGAGGCCCGUCGUCGACAAGGUGUUCGCGUUCGAGGACCUACGUGCGGCGUACGAGAAUCUUGAGAGCCAGCAGCACGUUGGGAAGGUCGUUAUUCACGUCGCGAAGGCGUGAUCCGCGCAUCGAGUCGCGGGGAGACGAGAGAGCGAACGAAAUUCAGAUCACCAGGUGCAUAGUAGAAGUGUGUUGAUGAUGUUCGUACGUUGUUCACCAACCAGCACCGUCGCCUGUGUGAGCUCGAACGGAAAGAGCUGACAAAAGCGAGAGCGAGAGGCGCAUUUAGGCGGUAGCGAAACCAGUCCUUUGGAAGCUUCAGCUGUGCACCCGGAGCAGGGAGGCCCAGCCGGGACAUAGCGAGGCGGAGCGAUACCAGUGAUGAUUGAGACAUCAAGGACUCACCUCGGAGGAC
This is a messenger RNA of Rhodofomes roseus, 1742 nucleotides long. RefSeq names its product NAD-P-binding protein. The transcript is spliced from 9 exons. NCBI's taxonomy places the organism in Eukaryota, Fungi, Basidiomycota, Agaricomycetes, Polyporales, Fomitopsidaceae. Gene Ontology annotation, molecular function: oxidoreductase activity. The coding region runs from base 413 to 1447 and encodes 344 amino acids. The record is from RefSeq and is a predicted model, not a curated record.